GGGGCGGGGCCUCCGCCACCACCCGUGCUGCGGACGGAGGCGAGAUGGCGGCCACUGAGGGGGUCGGGGAAUCUGCGCCAGGCGGCGAUCCGGGACAGCCCGAGCAGCCGCCGCCCCCGCCUCCCCCGCCGCCGGGGCAGCAGCCUCAGGAAGAAGAGAUGGCGGCCGAGGCCGGGGAGGCGGCGGCGUCCCCCAUGGACGACCAGUUCCCGAGCCUGUACUCGCCCACCUACGUCUUGUACAGGGACAGGGCGGAAUGGGCUGAUAUAGAACCAGUGCCACAGAACGAUGGUCCUAACCCAGUGGUCCAGAUCAUCUACAGUGAGAAGUUUAGAGAUGUCUAUGAUUACUUCCGAGCUGUUCUGCAGCGCGAUGAGAGAAGCGAACGAGCCUUUCAGCUCACUCAGGAUGCUAUUGAGUUAAAUGCAGCCAACUAUACAGUGUGGCAUUUUCGGAGGGUUCUCUUAAGGUCGCUUCAGAAGGAUCUACAACAGGAAAUGGACUACAUCACUGCAAUAAUUGAGGAACAGCCCAAAAACUAUCAAGUUUGGCACCACAGGAGAGUGUUAGUGGAGUGGCUAAAAGAUCCUUCUCAGGAGCUGGAGUUCAUUGCUGAAAUUCUUAGUCAGGAUGCAAAGAACUAUCAUGCCUGGCAGCAUCGGCAGUGGGUCAUUCAGGAGUUUCGGCUUUGGGACAAGGAGCUGCAGUACGUAGACGAGCUUCUCAAAGAGGACGUGAGAAAUAACUCCGUCUGGAACCAAAGACACUUCGUCAUCUCUAACACCACUGGCUACAGCGACCGCGCUGUGCUGGACAGAGAAGUCCAGUAUACUCUGGAGAUGAUCAAAUUAGUGCCACAUAAUGAAAGUGCGUGGAACUACUUGAAAGGGAUUCUGCAGGAUCGUGGUCUCUCCAGAUACCCUAAUUUAUUAAAUCAGUUGCUUGAUUUACAACCAAGUCACAGUUCCCCCUACCUAAUUGCCUUUCUUGUGGAUAUCUAUGAAGACAUGCUAGAAAACCAAUGUGACAACAAGGAGGACAUUCUUAAUAAAGCGUUAGAGUUAUGUGAGAUCCUAGCUAAAGAAAAGGACACUAUAAGAAAGGAAUAUUGGAGAUAUAUUGGAAGAUCCCUUCAGAGUAAACACAGCAGAGAAAGUGACACGGCAGCGAGUGUAUAGCAGUGAGAGCGUGCUGAAGAAGGACGAUGCUUUCCUUUCUAAGGGCCUCUAAUGCAGGAGUGCAAAGUAGAGCGAGCAUCCCUUGCCUGUGCGCUGAAGCUGUUGUCCAGGUGCUGCUUUCUAACAGGAACUAAGUACGAUGCUCCUGUGUGCUGACACUGUUCAGACUAGCUCUAAGAAAGAGAUUCUUCUAAAGCAAAGUCAUUGGAGGGGAGGGUGAAGAAACACCUCCCAUACAGGAACUACUGCUUUUGUAGUCUUACCAACAUUUAAUCCACUCCCGUAGAGUCAACUCCUGAAAGGUGUCUGUGCAAGGCUGUGUGCUGUAGUGACUAAGGGACUAUGUUAUUGAUUUGCAGUAACUUGAAUCUUGGUGCAUUAAACAGGGACUGCAACUGUUGAUUAGAGCUGCUGUGCCACACUCACAGAUCACUGUAACCAACUAAUGCCAAAAGAAAGGUUUUAUAAUAAAAUCACAUUAUCUAUAAUCAA
This is a messenger RNA of Meriones unguiculatus (Mongolian gerbil), 1670 nucleotides long. RefSeq names its product farnesyltransferase, CAAX box, alpha (gene Fnta). NCBI's taxonomy places the organism in Eukaryota, Metazoa, Chordata, Mammalia, Rodentia, Muridae. Gene Ontology annotation, cellular component: CAAX-protein geranylgeranyltransferase complex; cytoplasm; protein farnesyltransferase complex. Gene Ontology annotation, molecular function: CAAX-protein geranylgeranyltransferase activity; protein farnesyltransferase activity. The transcript has 9 exons. Gene Ontology annotation, biological process: protein geranylgeranylation; protein farnesylation. The coding region runs from base 45 to 1178 and encodes 377 amino acids. The record is from RefSeq and is a predicted model, not a curated record.